AAUGUGCCCACCGGCGGCCGGAAGUGUGUCCUCGCGCGAUGCAACUGUUUUCGGCCCGAAUGCCGCGGCGGUUGGUCGGAUUUCGUGCAAAGAAAAUCGGUUCUCGCGAAGGGGGUGGAAAUUCGUCGGCGAUUGACAGGGGGUGGGUGGUGGUUCGGAUGAGGAUGGAUAUAGUGAAUGAAUUUGGAAUAAUAAUUAUUAGUGCUUAAAUUUGCAAGAAUAUCUGAAGAAAACAGAUUAUUUUCCUCGAAAAGUAGAUUUUCGAAGAUCAACAACAUUGCAUGUUGAUAUGUUUUGAUAAAACUCUUGUCAAGAAACAUGAAUAUUUUUUGACAAGUUAUAGUGAUUUUCAAUACAUCAAAAACAAACCCAAUCCGGUACAGAAAUCUCUUUGCAAUGAUAACAGGAAAAACUCGAACAAUGAUCGCUUAGUGAAGUGUUAGUCCACUAAAUUUUACAUGAAUACUACUUUGGAAACUUUAUUUUAAAACGACAUGAGGAAUGGUCAGAAUUGUAGCGGAAAGGGGAGAAUGCUGGAUUAAGGGUGAAUGUGGCGAAGAAGAAGUAUCUGCUGGCAGGAGGAACCAAUUCCCUAAGGGCUCGCAUAGAACCAAGCGUGACGAUCGACGCAAACUACUAUAGACUCCACAAGACCUUAAGGUCUGGUCUCCUUUCCCGUAAAGUGCACCGUGUACGAAAUGCUGAUAAGACCGAUGGUUCUCUACGGGCGCGAGACGUGGACAAAGCUCGAGAAGGACUUGCAAUCGCUUGAAGUUCUCGAACGGUGAGUGCUUAGGACAAUCUUUGGUGGCGUACGUGAGAACAAUGUAUGUAGGAGAAGUAUAAACCACGAAAUGGCCCAACUCUAUGGCAAUGUGUGGGAGUUGGGCAAUAAAAUUGGAGAGUAGCAGCUCAGAACCGAGUUCACUGGCAAUGCAUCUGGAGAAAGCUCAUGUCCUAAGGGUUGUCCGAGCAUUAAAUCUCCCUGACUACCAUAGAGUAAUUGUACUGUAAUUGAAUGUUCUGAAUAAAAUCAACUGUCUCACUGCUUGACUUGUCUUCUUUCAAAACGCAAAAUUUUUAAAAACUCCCAACUAAAAUUCCUCACUUACACCUUUCAGCCCCCUUCGCCAUCGCAUCGGUCACGUCAGUCAAGGUGCGCAACCUGACCACGAUGCUCGACCAGCAGCAUCCAGCACCGCCCCACAUCCAGCAUCAUCUCGGCGUGGGACCUACGCUGGACACUUCAAACCAUCACCACCACGAUAUGUUCCUCGGCCAGUUGCAGCAACAUCACCUCGUUCCAGCAGAACCAGAUUGCUACGGCCAGCCAGGUCCGGCUCCUCUGCCGGACGAUCAUCAUUCCAGUGCGGUGCUCGGCUUUGUCUUCCCGUUGGCCACCGAGGACGAAAUCGAACGGCUCGAGAUCAGCGUCAAGCAGAGCGGGAUCAUUCGGGGGCAAUACGUGCAAUACCUUAACGUUACUAAACCGAUCCAUCUGAGCGUGGUGCAGUCUUUCAGUAUGUUUUUCAGCGAUUAUUCGAUGACCAACUACAGCUACUACGGGGUGGAACGGGCAGAGUACCCGAAAACGCCGAAGAAAGCGAUGAAGAAGUACGAGGUUUUUUCCUCCUGCAUGCUGGAAGCGUGGCGAUCGCACGGUAUCAACGGUGUCAUCCUGAUGGAGCAACUCAAAAAGGCCAUUUAUCACAUAAGUCGGAGGCGAUACACUCGGAAUCAAGUGUUGAAAAAGAAACUAAAACAAUUGCAGGGCAAUUGAUGGCACGAUUUUCGUACUUGUUAUUUAUAAGAAUAAAGCAGUAUUUUUACAAA
Molecule: messenger RNA, 1833 nt
Organism: Culex pipiens pallens (northern house mosquito)
Lineage: Eukaryota; Metazoa; Arthropoda; Insecta; Diptera; Culicidae
Exons: 4
Coding region: 1175-1780 (201 amino acids)
Source: RefSeq, a predicted model, not a curated record